Trypanosoma conorhini is the source of this 2055-nucleotide messenger RNA. RefSeq lists its product as uncharacterized. The record is from RefSeq and is a predicted model, not a curated record. The transcript has a single exon. Bases 1 to 2055 code for a protein of 684 amino acids. Lineage: Eukaryota; Euglenozoa; Kinetoplastea; Trypanosomatida; Trypanosomatidae.
AUGUUUCCUCACUCGUUGGGCUUCUCUGCACCGAUGCAGAGGGGCUGCGGCGGCAGUGGGGAAAAGGGUGUGCGUCGGCGUGUGCUGCCGCUGACUGGCACGGCUUUUUUGUCUUGUGGCUGCAGUCGCCAGCGUUGCGGUGCCGGGGCGAUGUCGCUGCGAGACGACAUCGAGGCCCUCACGGCGGCACUGCAUCGGUUCUCUCGCCUGCAAAACCGCGGCAACGGGAGUGGGACGCCUGAUAGCAUCGCCUGUAGCUCUGAAGACAACUGCAGUGGCGAUACGGGGAGGGAAAAAAGUGCAGGCCGUCACACCAGCUGCGCCGGGGUUACGACACAAGCCUCUGAAUUUGACAUCUCUGCCAUCUCCAUGGCUGCGGAGGGUGAUGACGCCGAAGCCGCGCCAGCGCAACAAGCGGCCGCGGUGAACUUUCUAAACCCAAAAGUCUCUGAGGAUACGUUUGGAGCCCCUCCCAGUAGUAACACGACGGCGUUGCCCUGCGGUGAUGGGCCGGAUGCGUAUCGAAGGGGCGGCAGUGGGUUUAAGGUUGCGCGUGUUACUGCGCCAGGGGAAAAGGCGGCUUUGGACGACAGCCCUACGGCGGUGUGGGAAACAAAUAGAUCUCGCCGCGCGAGCUCGUCGGUGAUGGCUGCGGAGGCCACACGGCUCUCCACUCUCGCGUUGGACGCCACCGCCACCUCCUCUGGAAACAGUACUGCGUUGCAAGAUACACCACAACACUCUCAGCGCCAGAUGGAGGAGGCGUACAGGCACAUCUUACGGAAGCUGCUGUUGGAGAUACACCGCUUGGACGCCCGUAGCAAAGCCCUAUCUGAACAGUGUGAAGGUGAACGUGAGAACAGGCGGCGUUUGCAGCGUAAGCACGAACAAGAGCUUUUGGACCGUAACGCUCUAAUCGGUGCGCUAAGGCAGCAACUUGUUGCCAUGUGCGCAGGUGGCGACAGCGCAUCUUCCGGUGGCGCACGCGUGAGCAGUGGCAGUGACUGGACGUUGGGGCAUCACGGUGUCCGAUUCACCCCACCUGUGGCAAACAGAUGGUCGGCAAAGGAAAGCCGAGGUGAAAGCGGCGCCGGAACCACGACGGAGCUGCACCCGUAUGAUCGACCGGUCGCUUCCAGUGAGUUAUGUGGUGUCAGCUCCUCUUCCACGGCGGAGAGGUCUUCUAGGCAAGGGCCGCAGCGAGCAUCUGAGGAGGUUGAGAGGGAAGGAAGUAGUGUCAGUCUGAUGCGUCAGGGGGUCAGUAGCGAUGCUGUCACGUCGACGCGUCCACAUUCACUCAGAGGGUUUCAGCAGAAAAGAAGUACUUGCUGGGGGGCCACCCGAGCGUUUGAAGAAGUGGCGACACAGACGAGUAACGCGGGAAUGCCCGAAACUGCGGCGACUGCUGUAAUGGACACUGAGCGCGUGAAGGAUGCCUUGGAGGAAGUGCCUCGGAAGGGCUCAACCUCUGCGUUGGGGGAGGUUGGGAGGGGCAACGGAGGUGAAGCCGACACCCCGGUGCGACGCGCCACAUCGAAACCCGCAGUGCAUCACCCCUACGGGGAACGCAGGAAGCGAAGAUCGCAUGCGUCGACGGAGGUCGAAGAAUGCGAAAGAGAAAAAAAUAGAAGGAAGCGUAGAGUGCCUGCAACGCAGGUGGUGCCACGCAUUCCUGCCCCUUUUGGGUGCCCAGGCGAGAGACUCUGUCAGCGGCCCAGUGGUUCUGGUUUGUGCUGCCGUACGAAGCUUGGCGCUGAAGCUCGUGCGGGGCCCCAGCGCGACCUGAAGGGAACGCGUGCUGCGAGUCGGCCUUGUUGCACGGCUUCCGCAAGGACACGGCGGAACCAGGGGAGGACAGAACAAAGCGAAACCUGUGAAUUACUGUACGGGAUAAUGGCGAAACACACCAUGGUGGAGGCCCGUUUGCGGAUAUUUCAGGAAGUAUUGAAGAAGCAAGAGAUGGGGCUGCGUGAAAUGAAUUGUCUGCUCCGUGAUGUCAUGUUGCCCCUGGCGAUGGGCCCGCAAAAGUCCCGUCCUACCGCCGAUUCCCCCUAG